AUGCGGCCCAAAGGGAAAGCUGCUGAGGUCAGAGUGUUGUCCAUGAAGAGAGUGGUUGUUUCUCUCUGCUCUGGGUGGUUGUUUCUCUCUGCUCUGGGUGGUUGUGUGUCUCUGCUCUGGGUGGUUGUUCCUCUCUGCUCUGGGUGGUUGUUCCUCUCUGCUCUGGGUGGUUGUUUCUCUCUGCUCUGGGUGGUUGUUCCUCUCUGCUCUGGGUGGUUGUUCCUCUCUGCUCUGGGUGGUUGUUUCUCUCUGCUCUGGGUGGUUGUUUCUCUCUGCUCUGGGUGGUUGUUCCUCUCUGCUCUGGGUGGUUGUGCGUCUCUGCUCUGGGUGGUUGUGCGUCUCUGCUCUGGGUGGUUGUGCGUCUCUGCUCUGGGUGAUUGUGGGUCUCUGCUCUGGGUGGUUGUUCCUCUCUGCUCUGGGUGGUUGUACGUCUGCCUCUUUUCUCUGGAUGGUUGUGCGUCUCUGCUCUGGGUGGUUGUGUCUCUCUGCUCUGGGUGGUUGUACGUCUGCCUCUCUGCUCUAGGUGGUUGUUUCUCUCUGCUCUGGGUGGUUGUUUCUCUCUGCUCUGGGUGGUUGUGCCUCUCUGCUCUAGGUGGUUGUUUCUCUCUGCUCUGGGUGGUUGUUCUUCUCUGCUCUGGGUGGUUGUUUCUCUCUGCUCUGGGUGGUUGUGCGUCUCUGCUCUGGGUGGUUGUGCCUCUCUGCUCUAGGUGGUUAUUCCUCUCUGCUCUGGGUGGUUGUGCCUCUCUGCUCUGGGUGGUUGUACGUCUGCCUCUCUGCUCUGGGUGGUUGUGCCUCUCUGCUCUAGGUGGUUGUUUCUCUCUGCUCUGGGUAGUUGUGCGUCUCUGCUCUGGGUGGUUGUUUCUCUCUGCUCUGGGUGGUUGUGCGUCUCUGCUCUGGGUGGUUGUCCGUCUCUGCUCUGGGUGGUUGUACGUCUGCCUCGCUGCUCUGGGUGGUUGUUUCUCUCUGCUCUGGGUGGUUGUACGUCUGCCUCUUUUCUCUGGGUGGUUGUCCGUCUCUGCUCUGGGUAGUUGUGCGUCUCUGCUCUGGGUGGUUGUUUCUCUCUGCUCUGGGUGGUUUUGCGUCUCUGCUCUAGAUGGUUGUGCCUCUCUGCUCUGGGUGGUUCUUUCUCUCUGCUCUGGGUGGUUGUACGUCUGCCUCUUUUCUCUGGGUGGUUGUCCGUCUCUGCUCUGGGUGGUUGUUUCUCUCUGCUCUGGGUGGUUGUGCGUCUCUGCUCUAGAUGGUUGUGCCUCUCUGCUCUAG
Molecule: messenger RNA, 1260 nt
Organism: Knipowitschia caucasica
Lineage: Eukaryota; Metazoa; Chordata; Actinopteri; Gobiiformes; Gobiidae
Source: the annotation of a GenBank genome assembly